UUAUUACUGUUAUCUCCUCGAAGCGCGAGAUACUCCGUUGUAAGUAUACACCCAUUGUAUGUGUACGCCGUUACACUAUGGCCCUUUUAAAGCUAUCGUCGUUUGUUGUUGCUGUGUCUGUUGUUAUUUACGUGUACACAGUGAAGAACAGUCAGAAACUGCACGUACCAUUUGGUGGACAUUUCCAUCCUGAUUUUAAAGACGUGGUGGACAAAUUCAGGAAGAACUUAAACACAGGAGUCGAGGUGGGAGCAUCGCUGUCAAUUUUCCACGAGGGAGAGCCUGUUGUAGACAUUUGGGGAGGAUUCGCAGAUGUGACCACUAAAAGACCCUGGACAGAGAACACAUUGUCCAUCAUAUUCUCCACAACUAAGGGAGUUACUGCUUUGGUAGUGGCACUGUUUGUAGAAAGGGGAUGGUUAGAUUACAAAAAGCCUGUGGCGUAUUAUUGGCCAGAAUUUGGAAAUAAUGGCAAAGAAGAAAUCACAGUGGAAUUGUUACUAAGUCAUCAGGGAGGUUUGUCUAUCACAAAUGGAACAUUUCCGAUACAGUGGAUUGUUGACGAUCCUGAAAAAGUUUACAAGUUUUUAGAACGACAGACGCCAUACUGGAAGCCCGGAACUGGUUACGCCUACCACUCCAUCACGUAUGGGUUGUUUGUUGACUCCCUAUUAACGAAGGCGGAUCCGAAACACAGACGGGUGGAUCAAAUAUUUAAAGACGAAAUAGGAGAUAAAUUUGGGAUAGAACUAUACCAUGGUCUUCCAAACAACUUGUACUACAGAAUGGCUAGACAUGAACCAAUGUCACUUUAUUCCAUUCUGUGGAAAGCUAUGUCGUCGCUGGAUUUUGAACCGCUCCGGAUAAUUUAUAGAUUAUUUGACGCUGAAUCAAUUUUUAUGAAAGGAGCAAGAUCUGGAACAGAUAGACUCCCAUCGGAUAUAUCAUUCAAUAACCCGGAGUACAACAAAAUCCCCCAGUCUUCGAUGAAUGGAUACAGUAACGCUAGAAACCUGGCCAAGCUUUUUGGAAUCAUCGCCAAUGGCGGGAAAACUGACAAAGGAAUUCUUCUAUCAGAGAAGGCGAUUAAGGUUUUAGAGGAACCGCUUACCUUCGGAAAAAGUGUCGAUGGAUUGCUAAAUGAACAGUUUGGACGUGGAGUCAUGGUUAUGACAGAAAAUGGACAACUGAUUGGGUUUGGACAUCCAGGAUAUGGAGGUCAAAUAGCAUACGCUGAUACUAAAAGGAGGACAGGGUUUGGUUAUGUCACUUCCAGAUUAAAAGAAUUGAGAACAGUAGUUUUUUACCCAGAGGUCAAGGAGUAUAGAGAAACAUACUACAAGUGCCUACAGAAAUAUCUCGAAAACAAAAGAAAAGGGAAACUUUAAUUUCUAAAAAGAGUGUUAUGAUUUUAUAACUUGAUCAAAAGUUGCAAUGUGGGCAUGGGUGCACGCAAUAGGUAGGAAAGCAAUCAGUUUGUAAGAUGAAUGGACAUAUCCAAAUUGAAUAUUCAGUAGAUGAAUGACAUUAUGCGUACCGACCUGUUGUAUAUAUUAUCGGUUUGGAAUAUUCGAUUAAACGAUUGAAAAUAAACAGAUAGUUGUCGAACUUUCAAAUUUCAACCAUAUCAAGGUAUUCAGUGUAUAACAACCAUAUUUCAUAUUUAGUAAAUGGGAUUUUUGUAAUCAUUGUAUCAUUUUCAUCAAAUAAAAAUAAUCCACCGUAGAAA
Ostrea edulis (European flat oyster) is the source of this 1729-nucleotide messenger RNA. RefSeq names its product beta-lactamase domain-containing protein 2-like. Lineage: Eukaryota; Metazoa; Mollusca; Bivalvia; Ostreida; Ostreidae. The transcript has 8 exons. The coding region runs from base 78 to 1388 and encodes 436 amino acids. The record is from RefSeq and is a predicted model, not a curated record.